Molecule: messenger RNA, 790 nt
Organism: Gilbertella persicaria
Lineage: Eukaryota; Fungi; Mucoromycota; Mucoromycetes; Mucorales; Choanephoraceae
Exons: 4
Coding region: 1-477 (158 amino acids)
Molecular function (GO): enzyme regulator activity; calcium ion binding
Source: RefSeq, a predicted model, not a curated record
AUGUUUGCUGUACAGCAUGAUGUACCAACGUCAUUUUCUGAUCAACUCUCUCCUGAAGAAAUUGCUGAAUAUAAAGAAGCUUUUCAAUUAUUCGAUACAGACGGUGAUGGUAGUAUCACUGCUAAAGAAUUAGGCACUGUUUUACGUAAAUUUGGCAUGAAUCCUAGUGAAGCAGAGCUCCAAGAUAUGGUUAACGAUGUGGAUGCCGAUGGCAAUGGCAAUAUUGACUUUUCUGAAUUCUUGGGUCUUGUUAAACAUAUGAAGAAUGGCAACGAAGGUGAUGAUCUUCGAGAAGCCUUCAAGGUUUUCGAUGUUGAUGGUAAUGGGUUGAUUGACCGCGAAGAGCUUCGUAAAGUGAUGGCCUCUUUAAAUGAAUCUUUAUCAGAAGAAGAACUUGAAGCAAUGAUCAAGGAAGCUGACACUAAUGGUGAUGGUCAGAUUAGUUUUGAAGAAUUCAAAAUCAUGAUGGGAGCCUAGAGUCUCCUCCUCAUUUGUACACUAUAACCAUUUUAUCAUAUGACCAUGUGUUGUUUUUCUACUAAAAAUAUAUAAAUACACCUUCUCCUAAAACAAUAUUAUCAAUCUAGAUCAAGCUAGAACGGUGUAGUUUCUAAAGAACUUAUUACUACCCAAAUUGCUUAAAUGAUAGACAACUACCAAUAACAAAAGCUUUUUAUGGCAUAUGAUUGGAAGAGACCUUUAUUCCCAACUUCUUUCUGUGGUGUAAAGUAAUUGUACAGCGCCGCCAACGCCAAUUGACGGAUUUUUUAAAUAAAGGCGGAAAUUGCUC